AUGAAGAGCGAUUCUAAAGACUCAUAUGGACAGAAAAUAACAGAACUCCGUGUCCCUUGCCUGACAUGGGUUACCGGAACCCCACCAUGGAACCAGGCCUGGGGGAGGGGCUCGUCGGCGAGGUCCUGGUGGCUGGAUCUCUAUGCAUGGGGCCCAGUUGGGCUCAGCCCUAAUGAGCAACAUGGAUUUGCCUUCCUGUGGGCCCACCACCUGCAGGCGGGGUCAUGCAAGUCAGAUGCAAGACACCAAAGGUGGGGGCCUUGGCGCUUUGACCCUGGCUUACCAAAACUGGCUCUUGGGACAUGGAAUGCAAUCCCUCUGGCACGGAAGGAUUUUAAGCUUGUGUGCAAGAUUGAGAGUUCAGAGUAUCAGGCCUUGGAGUCCUUAGCAGGGGUGCCAGAAGGUGCUUCAUCUGGGGUCUUCUUUAUUUUGCUGGGGGACUUCAGUGCCCACAUAGCCAGUGAUGUCAUCAGAAAGUGGAAGGACUACUUCUUGGACCUUCUCAAUCCCACUGGCUUGUCUUCCAUGAAGGAAACUGAGUCGGUGGACUUUGGGGUGGGUCUUUCCAUAACUGUGGCUGAGGUCACUGAGACUACACACAUUUGCAACAUCGUGUGGACAUUGGGGACAGUGCCACUAGAUUGGCAAACUGGGGUGGUGGUUCCCUUCUUCAGAAAGGGGGACCAGAGCAUGUGUUCCAAUUUCUACUUGUGCUUUGCGGACUUGGAGAAGAAGGCACUCGAUCAUGUUCCUUGGGGUACACUAGGUGAUGUUCUGCAACUCUCACUGGAGCGGUUUGCAGCCGAGUUUGAAGCGGCUGGGAAAAGAAUCAGUGCCUCCAAAUCUGAGACCCUGGUCUUCAGUCUGAAAAGGGUCAACGAGUGGAACAAAAAUGAUGAGCGCCUGCUUGCUGCAGUGGAGCACGGCGAGGCGGACAAAGUUGUGUCCCUGCUGAGUAAGAAAGGUGCCAAUGCUGUGAAGUUGGACAGCGAGGGCAAAUCAGCUCUUCAUGUAGCUGCUGCUCGUGGCCAAACCGACUGUCUAGCUGUGAUCUUGUCUCAUGGAGCUGACCUGUCAGUCACUGACACUGCUGGUUUUACUCCUUUACACCUGGCUGCCAAAAACAAUCAUGUGGAAUGUUGCAGAAAACUUAUUCAGAGUAAAUGUCCCGUUGAAGCCGUAGACAGCUCAGGAAAAACUGCUCUGCAUCAUGCUGCUGUUGGUGGGAACGUGCAGAUUGUUCAACUGCUGUGUGAAGUGAAAAGUCCCAUCAACCUAAAAGAUGCUGAUGGGCUCACUCCCUUGAUGCUGUCAACCAAACACAGUCAUUCUGAGGUUUGCAGCACUUUGCUGGACUGUGGUGCUGAAGUCAACAUCUCUGACAACACUGGCAGGACAGCCUUGAUGCUUGCCGCUGAGUCCAUCUCAGUAUCUGAGGUUGAAGUUUUGGUUCAACGAGGAGCAGACCUAUCACUUGUAGAUUCAGAAGGACAUGAUGUUGUACACUACGCCAUGCUGUCAGGCAGCUCUGAAGCCAAAUCCGCCCUCUUGGCUGCUCUGAACAGACACCAACUUUUAGAUCCCAGGUCUUCUAAAAGUCCUCAGCAUGAUCAAGUAGCUAAGCUAAGUGAUGAGCGGAUCACAACUCCCAAAAAACGAAAAGCACCUCCACCUCCUAUUAGCCCACUGCAGAGUUCUGGACCCUCGUCUCCUUCUGUUGUUACAUCUACCAGCACUCCUGCUUCCACCGAAGGGGAAACUCCCAAGAGAUUUAACUACAAGGAAGAUGACUUCACAGGAUCAACACUGAAAGAAGAGGUGGAGAAGCUCCAUGAGGAAAGAAACAUGUUGCUGGAGACGAUCGAUGACCUGAAGCAGACAGUGGAGACGGGGGCUGUUCCUGAGCUGAACACAAAGGUCGAACAAACAACUUCUGCAGCUCUGGUUUCAGCUCUACAAUCCAAGAUUACUUCUCUUACUUUAGAAAACCAGGAACUUGCAAACAAACUCAGGAAACAUCCGUCCCAACAAGAAAAUGAGCUGAAGGAGUGCAGUCGACCAAACAGCAUGGCCUCCAACGCCUCCUUCCACUCCACUCAGGAUGACUUGGAGUCAGCGUCACAUGUCCCACCUACAACCCAAAAGGAAGGAGGAGACCAUCCAGUAGCUGUUCCUGCUAAACUGCAAGAGGAUGAGAGCGAAGGAAGCAGAAACAAGAUUGGAGUGUUGAAACAAGCACUAGAGAAUAUUCAGAUAAAACUGCUUGAAACCAAGAAGGAAAACCAGUUGCUUCAGGCUCAGCUGAAACCUGAGCAAGGCAGAGGAAGAGACGAGGGUGGAAGUGGAAGAGAGACAAGAAGAGAAGAAGAGUUGAUGGAAAGUUUAGCAGAGCUUCAGGCAAAGUUGACAGACACCCAGGAGAGAUACCAUCAAGCUUUGGAGGAAGUAGAGGAUCUGAAAGUGCAGGUGGGAAGAGGAGAGGGUGAACUGACGGAAAAACAGGAGGUCCAGAAACGAUUGUUAUCCACGCUUGAACAGGAGGUGAAACAGCUGAAGUCUCAGCUUGUCCAGCUCAAGUCAGAGAGAGAUGACGCAGCUCAGCGAAUCAUACAGUUGGAAGAGAUGCUGAAGAGAAUGGAAGAGGACAGAGGGGCGGAGAAGGAAAAGGAACAGAUGAUGGCACAGAUUGAAGAGGUAUACAUGGAGGCACAAGAGGAAAUUAGGAUUCUUCAGGAGGCUUUAAAGGGCACGGUGCCUGUUGAAGCUGCAGCUAAAGACUUUGAAGAAAUGAAGGCUGAGCUAAAUGAGGUCAUUGCUGGGCAGCAGCAUCGUUUGUUGGAGCUGUCACACUCCUACAGUGAAACCAAGAGUCAGCUGAGCGCCACUCAGAACCAGCUUGCAGAAGCCCGAGCUGGGGGCUUUGCAGAGUCUUCAUCUUCUUCAGAGACACAAGCCGAGGGGCUGAAGAGCAGGGUAGAGGAGCUGCAGGCUUUGCUAGCUGAGACCGAGAGGAAGCUUUUGGCUGCACAAGAGGACAUUCAGCGGCUAAAGCAGGAGGCAGAAGUCCAAGCACAGAGCUCUGUGACCCUCACCGACCACACACAGGUUGUGUCAUCUCUGGGAAAUGCCAUCAAGGAGCUGGAAAGUGAGUUAGAAGCUGUGAGACGGCAGCUACACCAAAAGACCAUGCUAGUUGAAACUCUGCAACAAAGCUUGACUUCUGAGAAAGAUGUUACCCCAGAUGAUUCUGUCUCUCAUCUGGAGCAUGAGAACAUGCGAGAACAAAUGGAGCAUGAGGUGAACCACCUGACGCAGCUCCUUCAGGGGGCUCUGAGGAAGCAGGAUGAGAUGGCUCUGGAGGCGGCUGAUGCAUGGCAAAAGGCAAGAGAUAAUCGUGCAGAGCGGGAAGCCCUGCAGGAGCUGCUGGUGACCAGGGAGAAGGAGAGCCAGAUGCUGACCUCCAAACUGGCUGAGUCCCAGGAUGCUGUGUGUCAGCUCAAACAGCUGGUGGAGAAUCACGUUGCCUCUGAAAGAGAGAAAAACAAGAGGAUUGAUGACUUGUCUCGAGAGGUAGGAAAGCUAAAGGAUGCCUUAAACAGCCUGUCACAGCUCUCCUACAGCUCCUGCUCCCCCUCAAAGAGACAACACCAGAACCAGCACCUGGAGACCCUGCAGCAGCAAAUCAAACAGCUGCAGUACCAACUAGCUGAAUCAGAGAAGCAGCACCAAGAAACAGUGUCGGUGUACAGGAUGCACCUUCUAUAUGCUGUUCAAGGUCAGAUGGAUGAGGAUGUCCAGAAAGCCUUGAAGCAAAUAUUGAAGAUGUGCAAAGUGCCAAACCAAGCCAAGGAGGCGUGCUGAGACACAACAGGGACGGUUCCACAAAUUGUACAUUUAGAGGCUGAAGACCGCCCAACACAUUGUCUCUGUGGUUAAACCCAGAGUAGUUGUUUGUAUGGAGUUUACAGCUUACAUUGCCUUUGCAAAGGUCAUUUUGAACCUUUACAGACCUUUUACCCCAUGUAUGUUCUUUAUUGUAUUUUGUAUCUGCACAAUAUUUCUGUAAAAGAAGAUGCUGAAAAAGAUGUAUAAACAAACUGAAAGCAGAAACGGUCAACCAGCUGUUUUGGAGCUGAUUCAGGUUGUAUUUUAUUUGACGUUUAGCUCUCAGCACAGCCUGUAAGCUAAAGCAUUCAACAAAACAUCAUUUGUAAUUUUUGAAAAAUCAUCUUAAACUGAUAGCU
Molecule: messenger RNA, 4244 nt
Organism: Nematolebias whitei (Rio pearlfish)
Lineage: Eukaryota; Metazoa; Chordata; Actinopteri; Cyprinodontiformes; Rivulidae
Gene: rai14
Product: retinoic acid induced 14
Exons: 25
Coding region: 1-3861 (1286 amino acids)
Molecular function (GO): actin binding
Source: RefSeq, a predicted model, not a curated record